UUCUCCAUCUUCUUCUUCUUCUUGUACCAUUAUGAUAUCUUUCUUUUUUCUGUGGCCGGUUCUAGAGAGAUAGAGCUGAAACUAAUGUGAAAAGCCUCUUCUUGAAUUCCACCAUCCGUCUCCUCUCUCUCUGUUCAUACUCUUCUUUACGCGUUACCCAAAAAGGUACAAAAUCCCAAAAAAUCUCUCAAAAUCCAAAAUAUAUUAACCGAAAAAAAAAACAAAACAAAGAAGCACCAAUAAUUAAAAACACAACUCAGAGAGGAAGAUGAACCGAUCCAUCUCCUUCCUCUCCCUCAUCUUCCUCCUCUACCUCGCGGCGGUUACUUCCGAUCUCGACUCCGACCGUCGAGCCUUACUCACCCUCCGCAGCAGCGUCCGCGGCCGUACGCUCCUAUGGAACACGACCGCCUCCUCUCCUUGCAGCUGGCACGGAGUCAACUGCGUCGCGGGUCGGGUCACUUCCCUCCGGUUACCCGGAACCGGCAUAUUCGGAUCCUUACCACUCGGAUCAAUCGGGAACUUGACUCAGCUCCAGACUCUCUCCCUCCGGUUCAACUCCCUCUCCGGUCCGAUCCCGUCCGACUUCUCCAACCUCGUCCUCCUCCGUUACUUGUAUCUCCAAGGCAACGCCUUCUCCGGCGAGAUUCCGUCGUUUUUAUUUACUCUUCCGAAUUUAAUCAGAAUCAAUUUAGGGGAGAAUAGGUUCUCGGGGAGGAUCCCGGGUAAUGUGAACUCCGCGCCCCGGUUGGUUACGCUCUACUUGGAGAGGAACCAGCUCACGGGUUCGAUUCCCGAGAUCAGCAUCACUCUCCAGCAGUUUAAUGUUUCUUCCAAUCAGUUAAACGGUUCGAUUCCGGAUUCGCUGUCGGGCUUUCCCGUAACCGUUUUCGAAGGGAACAGUCUCUGUGGGAAGCCGUUACAGUCUUGCGCCGUUUCUCCGCCGUCUAAAGACAGUGACGGGUUAUCAACGGGAGCUAUCGUCGGAAUUGUGAUCGGGUGCGUUGUCGGUUUGUUACUGCUUCUCUUGGUUCUGUUCUGUCUCUGUAGGAAGAGAAAGACGGAGGAGAAUGCUCCGCCGAGAAACGUCGAAGCAGCUCCCGUCGCCGCCGCUACGACUUCCUCAGCCGCCGCGGCUAUACCUAAGGAAACGGCGGCGGCGGCGGCGGAGAGCGGUGUGGUGAGUAAAGACUUGAUCUUUUUCGUGAAGUCUUUCGGGGAAUUCGAUUUGGACGGGUUGUUGAAGGCUUCGGCUGAGGUUCUUGGGAAAGGAUCUGUUGGGUCUUCGUAUAAGGCGAGCUUUGAUCAUGGCUUGGUGGUGGCUGUGAAGCGGUUGAGAGACGUUGUGGUGCCUGAGAAAGAUUUUAGAGAGAGGAUGCAGGUUUUGGGAUCGAUGAGUCAUCCUAAUCUGGUGACUUUGAUCGCUUACUACUUUAGUCGCGACGAGAAGCUUCUUGUCUUUGAGUACAUGUCUAGAGGAAGCUUGUCUGCUCUCUUGCACGGGAACAAAGGAAACGGGAGGACUCCGUUGAACUGGGAGACCAGAGCUGGUAUAGCAUUGGGAGCUGCGAGAGCGAUUAGUUACCUACAUUCGCGCGAUUCGACAACUUCUCAUGGAAACAUCAAGUCUUCGAACAUUCUCUUGUCUAAUUCAUACGAAGCUAAGGUCUCUGAUUACGGUCUAGCGCCUAUCAUUAGCUCCACGUCUGCACCUAACCGUAUAGAUGGCUACCGUGCACCUGAAGUCACUGAUGCUCGCAAAAUCUCUCAGAAGGCUGAUGUUUACAGCUUUGGUGUCCUAAUACUUGAGCUACUCACAGGGAAGUCUCCAACACAUCAGCAACUGAACGAAGAAGGGGUAGAUUUGCCAAGAUGGGUCCAAUCUGUUACUGAUCAGCAGUCACCGUCUGAUGUGUUUGAUCCAGAGCUCACAAGGUACGAAUCCGAGGGCAAUGAGAACAUUAUCCGGCUCUUGAAGAUCGGUAUGAGCUGUACGGCUCAGUAUCCUGAUAGUCGUCCUUCGAUGGCCGAUGUUACCAGACUCAUCGAGGAGGUUUCGCAUUCAUCAGGCUCUCCAAACCCGGUAUCUGAUUGAUUAUAGUGGGGGGGGUCUAAAUUGAUCGAGUUCAAAUUGUUUGGGGCUAAAUUGCAAUUUAUUGAAUAGUUUAUACACAUUCCCCCGCCUUUUUAUUUCCUUCGUUGUGCGUGUCCUAGUGUGUUCGUUAAUUAUUGAGCCUCAAAUUGAGACGAGACUUUGCAGAUUUUUGUUUUCUUUAUAUUUUUCUUUAGUUCAUAA
Molecule: messenger RNA, 2296 nt
Organism: Brassica oleracea var. oleracea
Lineage: Eukaryota; Viridiplantae; Streptophyta; Magnoliopsida; Brassicales; Brassicaceae
Product: probable inactive receptor kinase At3g02880
Exons: 3
Coding region: 269-2095 (608 amino acids)
Biological process (GO): protein phosphorylation
Molecular function (GO): protein binding; ATP binding; protein kinase activity
Source: RefSeq, a predicted model, not a curated record